Messenger RNA from Lathyrus sativus (Indian pea), 978 nucleotides. The record is from the annotation of a GenBank genome assembly. Lineage: Eukaryota; Viridiplantae; Streptophyta; Magnoliopsida; Fabales; Fabaceae.
AUGAAGAAUCGUGUUCCUACGGAUGACGUUCUCCGGCAUUGUGGUAUGGCAGGCCCUUCUAUUUGCAACCUCUGUUUACAUACAGAAGAAAAUAUCAAUCACCUUUUUUUUCUUCAAUGUGAGUAUUCUCGGAGGAUUUGGAAUUGGCUGCACGAUAUGCUUAAUGUUAAUUUUAGCUUUUCAGAUAUGCAGGAUUGUUUCAUUGCAAUGCAUAAAUCUGGUGUUGCGCAAUGUAUGGUGGUGUACCGUGCUUCGAUUAUUGCUGUGGUUAAUGGCAUUUGGCGGGCUCGAAAUUAUGCUCGAUUUCAAAACAGGUUUAUUCCUUGGAGAACUACAUGUUCAUCUAUUUAUGCUACUUCCCAGCUGACUGGAAAUUCUUUCAAAGGAGCAUCUUCUAUGGACAUUGGGGACUUUCAAGUUCUGAAAAAGUUUUCUAUUUCCAUUAAUCCGGUUAAUCCCAAGAUGUUUGUCGAAGUCAUUUGGAAUCCUCUCCCAAAUGGUUGGAUUAAAGUCAACAUUGAUGGAGCAUCAUGCGGUGAUCCAAUAAACGCGACUUGUGGGGGGAUCUUUAGAGAUCACUUCGGGAAUCACAUUGAAAGUUUUGCUUGUAAUUUAGGCUCUGUUAAAUCACUGUUUGCUGAGCUGGUGAGAGCUAUUUUGGCUAUUGAGCAUGCUUUAGUUCGAGGUUGGACAAAUAUUUGGCUAGAAUCGGAUUCAUCUCUUGUUGUGAUGGCGUUCAGUAAACCAUCUGUUGUGCCCUGGAAGAUCAGGAAUAGAUGGGACAACUGUACGGCUACCCUUGGUAAUUGUAAUUUUUUGGCUUCUCAUGUUUUCAGGAAAGGUAACCACUGUGCCGAUAAAUUGGCUAACAUAGGUUUAAAUAUUUCUAACUUUACUUGGUGGAAUGAUGUACAUUGGGAUAUAGAACCAGACUUUUGUAGAAACCGGUUAGGUUUAUCUAAUUUUAGAAUCAGAUAG